AUGACUAUGUGGUUUCCUGCCGAGACGGUACCCUCCUCAGCGCGGAAGGAAGGUGUGACGCCUCGUGACAACGGUGGUCUUCUUUCAAUAGGUUGCGACUGCGCCUGCCAUUCGCCCCCACGUGACUUCAGUCACAUUUUGGAGUCAUCGCACGUAACAUUCGCAAAUUCGAGUCGCGGUGUGUCUUACAAGGGAAUUGAUCCACCGGUCAGGAUGAGGUCAUCAAUUGGUUCCGGUGCCCGCACGCAAGAUUUACAAGUUUCAUCUACCAGUCGCCGUAAGCGUGCUAAAACGAGUAAUAAUCGUGGCGCUCUGCACGGUGUUGAAGAGUCUUACUUGCAGGAAAUUGAUCAUCUGCAACAGCUUGCCAAGCAGUUUGAUGAGGAGCGAAGUGAGGCUGUUGAUCGAGCUGAAGAAAUGCGUGCGGCGUACGAACGUUCUCGUCAGCAAAGUAUCUUGAAAGAGCGUGAGAUCCAGUCACUUGGGGAUCAGAUGCACCGUUUGCAGGACAAGUUACAUAGAGCCGAAUAUCAGCUAACGUCAGUGCAGAGUAUUUGCAGACGUGAUGCCGAGUUUCACCGUGAGCAACAACUGUUGUUAUUUGAAGAAAAUGAACGGAACACUCGAGAGGCUCUUGUGUUUGCGGAAGCCAGUUGGAGGACGGUUAUUCAAGAAAGGUGCUCAAACACUAUGUCAGCUCUUGCCCAUAAGCAAUACUCAAGUGUAGAAAGGCACUCUGAAGAAUUGGGUGUUGCGCGCCAUGGCUGUCGAAGUGAAAAAACAUGGAAUCAAGCGUACACCGAUCGACCCGUGAGUUGUCCUGCGCAGCGCUGCACGUCAACUUCACGUCAAUACUCAGGGCAACAAGAAGAAGAUUGUUGGGCAACUCCAGCAACUGGUAUGAAAAGUACUCUCUUAGCGGAGCUGCAUCAGUCGAAGAAGCGAGCGGAUGAAACCAUCGAACAGCUAAAACGGGAGUUAGAGGAGAAGGAAGAGGUGAUUGCGUCGCUUCGAAACCAGCUCAAUCUCCAAGAGGAAGGACUGCAGAAGGUUCCGAGGGCUGGCGGAUCCGACGAGUCAUUGAUGAUGGAAAUGCAGGCGGAAAUCGAUGACUUACUUCUAAAUGAACUUCUCCUUACUCACAGUUGCGAGCGUUACGCCCUUGAGACAGAGGCCAUGGAGGAGUUAACAUAUGCUUUGCGUUGGCUUCUGCAGCAACACGCGUUCGCUUUGCAGGAGGCUCCCUUUAUCACACCGCAGAGGACGCCAGCGGGAAGCAAACAACCUGUUUUGCCACGAACGCCUGGAACUUCUCCACAUCUCGUUGAAGUUCACUCUGCUGCAUCUCCGGGCUGCAACGAUGUUACCACAUCGGUUGCGGAGAUGCGCGCUAUUGUUGGUGACACCGUGCUGGAAGUGAUAAAAAAGGAACUUCAGGGAUGCCUUUUACCCAUAAGAUUAUCUGUAGAGUCCAUGCGCGCGUCUUCUGAGGAGUUGAUCGGCGACUUGAGGAAGGCGGUGAGGGAUGCAGGAUACAAUGCUCCACAACUAACCCCAUCAAUUACCAUGGGAGAAAUAAAAAGUGAACACGCGGCCCUUUUGCGUAAUAUUCAACGAAGUUUGGACGACAUGAAUACGACAGUUGCACCGCCUCUGUGUACGGAACUGAAGCAGCUUCGUGAGACGGUUGUGAAGGUGGGGCGGCUAACAGCCCACAACAAUAAAGUUAUGGACGAUAAGCUCAGCGACAUUCUUCAUUGCCAAUCUGCUGUCUCGCGGCAAAUGAUCCUUUCUGCUCUUCCAUGCGAUGAGAAGCUGGAUUUUUGCCGUACUCCUGUGGCGGAGUGUUCGACGACGGUGCCACCAGCCAAAGUGAGUCUAAGUCGUGAGGGAGCCAAUGCGAUUUCCAGCGUUGGCGGGGGUUUAAAUUACAAUGCCGAAAAUGUACUUUCAGAUGGGGGAAAUGAGAGUGGAGUUUCCAUUAAGAAAACGCAAUCGCACGAGAGUAGUGGUGCUUAUGUGGACUCCACGGGACCCGCAUUUCAUGAUUGGGAUGUAGAGAGCUCCGAUAGUAAGUUUAUGGUUCCUAGUAUGGAUGUGUCAAUUAUACGAAAAACACCAUAUGAUAUAGAAGAUGCUUAG
Trypanosoma brucei brucei TREU927 is the source of this 2142-nucleotide messenger RNA. RefSeq lists its product as hypothetical. The transcript has a single exon. The record is from RefSeq and is a predicted model, not a curated record. The coding region runs from base 1 to 2142 and encodes 713 amino acids. NCBI's taxonomy places the organism in Eukaryota, Euglenozoa, Kinetoplastea, Trypanosomatida, Trypanosomatidae.